Molecule: messenger RNA, 1656 nt
Organism: Rotaria sordida
Lineage: Eukaryota; Metazoa; Rotifera; Eurotatoria; Philodinida; Philodinidae
Source: the annotation of a GenBank genome assembly
AUGCCGAUAGAAGAAAAUGAACCAUUGUCUUCUGAUGAAGAAACAAAUUCGAAAAAUUUAACAUUUGAACGUGUUAUUGAAGAAUGUGGAUCUUUUGGUCGAUAUCAAUAUAUACAUUUCUUUUUUCUUAUUUUUUUUCCAAUAGCUACAGGAAUAUAUAAUUUUUAUUAUGUAUUUGGAAUAGCUGAAACUUCUUAUGAAUGUCAUAUAUCAAAUGAUAUUAAUCAAGAUUUUAAUAUUGAAGUCUUACCUUCACAAUGUUCUUAUAUAAUAAAAAAUUAUCAAACUGAAACAAAUGAAACUUAUCCAUGUACGAAUUGGAAUUAUGAUCGAAGUGUAUUUGGUAAAACAUUUUCAGAAGAAGCAAAUUUUAUUUGUCAACGUAGUGUUUAUCGUUCAUUAUUGGCAAUGAUAUUACAAAUUGGUGCUAUGUUAGCUUUUUUUACUGGACAAAUAACAGAUUUGCUAGGUCGUCGUCGUACAAUGCAAUUACUUAUUUGUCUAUUAUUAGUCACUUCUUUGAUUACUCAAACACUUUUACAAUUUGUACCAAUGUCAAUAAAUCUAAAAUUUAUUUUACUUCUUAUUAAUCAAUUUGUAUCUGGUAUCGAUACAUUUAUGGUGUCAUUUAUUUUACUUAUGGAACUUACUACAUCAUCUUAUGCUACAUUUGUAGGAAAUUUAGCACUUGUUGCUUUUACUUUUGGUGAAAUAAUACUAACUGGUAUGGCUUAUAUUUGUCGACAUUGGCUUCUACUUAAAUGGGCUAUGACUUUAUAUAUUCUUGCUCUUGUACCUUAUCUUUUUUUUGUACCUGAAUCUCCACAUUGGUUAUUAACAAAACAUCGUUAUGAUGAAUUGAAAGAACUUUUACAUCAAAUUGCACGAUAUAAUCAUCGAUCUGAAUCACAAUGGUUACCAUAUUAUCGAUAUAUAAUUGAUAAACAUCAAAAACAAAAAGAUCUUAAUCAAAAAAAUAAAAUUACAUUAUCAUUAUUUUCUAAAUUACGUCGAUUUUUAACACAUAUACCAACAAUGAGUAAAUUAUUUAUAUCAGGUUUUCUUGGAUUUGUAACAUUAUUACUCUAUUUUCAAAUAUCUUAUGGUCUUGCAACUAUGAAUGAAAUUGAUCCGUAUUCAAAUAUAAUUAUUGGUGCUUUUGUUGAAACUAUUGGUUAUAUAGCAGCUAGUCUUUUUAUGAUACGAUAUGGUCGAAAAUCAAUAUUUAUACUUUUUCUUAUACUAACUAUAAUUUGUCUUUUAUUACGACCAUUAACAUAUAAUCAAAAUCGUUUUAUUAUAAUAAUUAUUGCACAAUUAGGAAAAUUUGCAAUCAGUGGAGCAACUGGUGUUACAUAUAUAUUUGUACCAGAAUUAUUUCCAACAACAUUUCGUGGUACUGGUAUGGGCUUUUUUGUUUUUCUUGGUCGUUGUGGUUCUACUAUUGCACCAUUAAUUGAUGCAUCAAUCAAUCAUAAUCAUGUAUUAAUUACUGCUAUGUAUUAUUUAUAUGCAAUAUUAACUAUUCUUUGUGUCUUACUGACAUUAUUAUUACCUGAAACACGAAAUGUUCCAUUGGUCGAUAAAAUCAACUAUAAUAAUAGUAAUCAAAAUAAUAAAAAACCAUAUAACACACAAUCAAUAGAUCGUACAUAA